This is a messenger RNA of Linum trigynum, 276 nucleotides long. NCBI's taxonomy places the organism in Eukaryota, Viridiplantae, Streptophyta, Magnoliopsida, Malpighiales, Linaceae. The record is from the annotation of a GenBank genome assembly.
AUGCAAGGGAUCCAUUUUACCCUAAAUCGUAUUCUCUUCUCCAACUCCACAAACGCGCAGCGCCGUCCUCCUUCAACCUCCGCGCUCCGCCGUCCUCCUUCAACCUCCGCGCCGCCGCCGUCGUUCCCGUUCAACCUCCGCGACGCCGUCGUUCGCCUUCAACUUCGCGGGCGGUGUCGUCCUCCUUCAGUCCUUCCCCAGUUCCCCUUCAACUCCGAGACGCCGACCUCCAUCUGGCUGCUUCAAGAACCGUCGCCGUCCUCCAGCGCUGGCUAA